AUGGAUCAAAACGACCCAAUCUACUCCUUAACAGAUUCCGAUCUCAGCUUCACCUCCACCACCACCGCCACCACCCUCUCCGCCCGCUCCAGCUUCAACGAAUCCCGCCUCUCCCCCGCCCCCACUCCCAAUCCCCACCCCCGUCCCCACCGCACUCACCACAACCCCAACUGGACCGCCAUCACCUCCACCGCCGCCCUCUCCCCCUCCGGCUCCCUCCACCUCGGCUAUCUCAAUCUCCUCCGCCUCGUAGGCUCCGGCAACCUCGGCCGCGUCUUCCACUGCCGCCUCCGCGGCCACGACCAAUCCAAUUUCGCCCUCAAAGUCGUCGACCGCGAAACCCUAACCCCCAAAAAGCUCGCCGACGUCGAAACGGAGGCGCGAAUCCUCUCCGCCUUAGACCACCCCUUCCUCCCCACGCUGUACGCACGUGUGGAGGCCUCUCACUACACGUGCCUCCUCAUCGACUUCUGCCCCAACGGCGACCUGCAUUCCUUGCUCCGCAGCCAGCCCCGCCGCCGCCUGCCGCUCCAGUCCGUCAGAUUCUUCGCCGCCGAAGUCCUCCUCGCCGUCGAGUACCUCCACGCGCAGGGGAUCGUCUACCGCGAUCUCAAGCCGGAGAACAUCCUCCUCCGCGAAGACGGCCACGUCAUGCUCUCCGAUUUCGAUCUCUCCUUCCAAUCCGACGUUUCCCCAACCCUAGAUCGGCACCGCAACAUCGUCUCCUCCUCCUCCCCUUCCUGCUUCGGCAACCGCCGAUCGGAAACACAGAUCGCGGAAUUCUCAGCUGAACCGACCGCGGCGUUCUCGCGAUCGCGCGUCGGAACUCACGAGUACCUAGCGCCGGAGCUCGUCGGCGGCGAGGGACACGGCAGCGGAGUCGAUUGGUGGGCGUUUGGAAUCCUGAUCUACGAGCUUCUGUACGGAACGACGCCGUUUAAGGGAGGGAGCAAGGAGAGCACGCUUCGGAAUAUAGCGGAUUCGGAAAAGGUGAGGUUUCCGGCGGCGGAGGAGGAGGACGGCGGCGGGAUGGUGGAGGCGCGGGAUUUGAUUGAGAAGCUGCUGGUGAAGGAUCCGACGCGGAGGCUAGGGUGCGCCAAGGGUGCGACGGAGAUAAAGCGCCACGUGUUUUUUAGCGGGAUAAAGUGGCCGUUGAUCAGGACGUACCUGCCGCCGGAGGUGCCGGGGAUGGUGGUGGAGCGGGUUCGGAGCAGGGCGGGUGUGGGGGGAACUCCGCCGCGGGGGCGGCGGUGCAUUUGGAAGAGGCUAACCGAUUUUGUGAGGAUUAAGGGGUCGUCUAAGUAUAGGUUGAACUCUAAUCAUAAUUAUUACUCUUAUGUUAAUCACAAGAUAUGAG
Salvia splendens (bonfire salvia) is the source of this 1357-nucleotide messenger RNA. RefSeq names its product serine/threonine-protein kinase WAG1. Gene Ontology annotation, molecular function: ATP binding; protein kinase activity. Gene Ontology annotation, biological process: protein phosphorylation. The record is from RefSeq and is a predicted model, not a curated record. Bases 1 to 1356 code for a protein of 451 amino acids. Lineage: Eukaryota; Viridiplantae; Streptophyta; Magnoliopsida; Lamiales; Lamiaceae. The transcript has a single exon.